AUGCCCGCCCUCCUCUCUGCGAUCUGUCGGUGCCGUGCGAGCCCGGUGCCCGGUGCCGUGCCCGCGUCUCCGCGCCCGGCUGUGCGCGCCCGCCCGCUCCGCCUCCGCCCAUGCUGUCCCGCGUCUGUCCGCCCGUCUGUGUGUCUGUCCGUGUGUGCACAUGAGGAGAGAGGAGGCGAGCCCGCCGCCUUUGUAGGAAGCGCCGGCAGCCGAUGCGGGGUGUGAAGGGAAGCUCUGCAUCUCCCGGGCUGCUGCAGCGGACUGACCGCCCCGCACGAUGCCAUCCUUCGAUGAGGUUUUGAAGGAGGCUGGGGAAUUCGGAAGAUUUCAAAAGAGGGUCUUUUUCCUCCUUAGCCAGACGGGCAUAACUUUCUCUUCGCUGUUCGCCAGCGUGGUUUUCCUGGGGCGGGCACCGGACAGCUUCUGGUGCAGGAUCCCCGGGGCAGCCGAGCUGAGCGAGCGGUGCGGCUGGACGCUGGCAGAGGAGCGCAACUUCACCGUGCUGCCCCUGCUCGGGGGGAACGGCUCGGCCAGCGGGGCGUGCGAGAGGCCGGAUGUCACCUGGGACACCUCGGCCAGCUGUGCCAGCCCGCUGGCCACCUACGGCAACCACAGCCUGCCCCUCGCCCCCUGCCGCGGCAGCUGGGUCUACGAGCAGCCCCACGCAUCCAUCGUCAGCGAGUAUGAUCUUGUGUGUGGCAAUGCCUGGAUGCUGGAUCUCUCACAGGCCAUCCUCAAUCUGGGGUUCCUGGCUGGAGCAUUCAUCUUGGGCUAUGCUGCUGACAGAUAUGGCAGAAUCCCCAUCUACCUGCUCUCCUGCCUUGGGGUUGGGAUAAGUGGUAUCAUAGUGGCAUUUUCACCAAAUUUUACUGUAUUUUUGAUCUUCCGUUUUCUCCAAGGCAUGUUUGGCAAGGGAACCUGGAUGACAUGCUAUGUGAUUGUGACGGAGAUUGUUGGUUCUGAUCAGCGGAUUGUCGGAAUCGUGAUUCAGAUAUUCUUUACCCUGGGAAUUCUAAUUCUCCCUGGAAUUGCAUACUUGAUUCCCACCUGGCAAGGGAUCCAGCUGGCCAUUUCACUGCCCAACUUCCUCUUCCUGCUCUACUAUUGGGUGGUUCCAGAAUCCCCACGUUGGCUCCUGACACGUAAAAAGGGAGAGAAGGCGUUAAAAAUCAUGCGCAACAUUGCAAAACACAAUGGGAAAUUUCUCUCACCACAUUACUCAGAGAUCACUAUUAGCAAUGAGGAGGUCAGCAACCCCUCCUUUCUGGACCUGGUGAGGACUCCCCAGAUGAGAAGGAACACGCUCAUCCUGAUGUACGCCUGGUUCACAAGUGCCCUUAUCUACCAAGGGCUUGUCAUGCGCCUGGGAAUCAUCGGAGGAAACCUCUACCUAGACUUCUUCAUCUCAGGAGCCGUGGAGCUGCCUGCUGCUUUCCUAAUCAUUGUGACAAUCGACCGCCUUGGCCGGCGCCUGCCCUUCGCCACCAGUAACAUCGCGGCCAGCGUCGCCUGCCUCAUCACUGCCUUCCUGCCAGAAGAUAUCCCAUGGCUCAAAACGACCCUUGCCACGCUGGGAAGACUGAGCAUCACAAUAGCUUUUGAAGUAGUCUAUCUAGUGAACAGUGAAUUGUACCCCACGACACUGAGAAACUUUGGUGUUUCCCUGUGUUCAAGUCUGUGUGAUCUUGGUGGGAUCAUUGCCCCAUUCCUGCUUUUCCGAUUAGCAGCCAUUUGGUUGGAGCUACCUCUAAUUAUUUUCAGUAUUCUUGCAGCUGUCUGUGGCCUCCUAGUAUUGCUUUUACCAGAGACAAAGGGAAUCUCAUUACCAGAGACAGUGGAGGAUGUGGAGCAGCUGCAAAGUCAUUUUGGAAAAUGUGGCAAGAAACGGAAACAGCGGGACACCAACUCUUAUAUUUGACUUUUGAAGGACAGCACUGAGCUAAGAACUUUGUUCCCAUACUGGGAAUUUGUUCUCCACCUGCCACGACUUCAAAAUUUGCUGCAGAAUAUGGAUUAAACUUCAUGUUCUCCUUCUAAGCACAAGGACAUUUAAUACAAGUAGUGUAUUUUUCUAUGAAUAUGGAAUAAAUACUUUUUUUUUUCUGAGUACACUGUUUGCAAGAAGGGACUGUGGUUCUUCAUAGAGAACAGAACAGCUUUAAAAUAUGGAAUUUCCAGCUCAGUGACCUUGUAUUUAUUUCUGUAUCUAUUUGAAGCAUUUGUUUAUUGUUUUGUUAGGAUUUACAUUUGUGUGGGAAGGAUUUAAUUGGCAGCGCUUGUUUAAGUUUUAGAAGACCUUUAGGAGGAGAGGAUGACUAUUUUAACCUGUCCUCCUUUGGCCCUGAAGAAUCUGGACCAAUAGAAGUUCUGAUGGCUAAAGAAGGAGGAUACUGAUCAGGGUGACUCUUUCCCUGGUUGAGAGGGGUGGAAAUCAGCAGUGUGCAUCAGGAGAACCUCUCCCUGGUCUGACUGACAUCCACAGGGACCCUUUUCAACAAAAGCCCUGCUUCCCUCCUUGUUCAAGGGCUUUCUGAAAUGUGGAAGCAGUGCUCCUCACCUUUCCAGGGCUUUAUGUAGGUGUCACACCCUGCACAGGGCAUUAUCUCUGCAGGAUGGGUUAUCCUUCUGCCCUUUACUGCCUCUCCCCAGGCACAGCUGGGGUUCAUGUGACACCCCUCAUACCUCCAAGGCAAGGACUUCUGCCUGUUCUCCUCUCACCCUCACCACUGCCAAGAUGACCUGCAAUUUCUGUCUUCUGUUCAUCAUCACUAUUUGUUACCUUUCUGUCUUGGGCAUAAUUUUUUGGGGGUUGUUGACAGAGAUGUCAAGCUGUCUUGGGCAGGGAUGAGCCAGGAGCAUUGGUUAUGGAGGGAAGUAAAUGUUUAUUGGUCCUUUGAAGCUGAUAGGUAAUAGAGAAACUCUCUGGCUCUGCAAGCAGAUUCCAGGGACAGACUGCCUUUCCUUUCUCCUGUAUGACCUUCGUCAAGAGUUGUGCCCUGGCCACUGGUGAGCAAUACACUCCUUGCAGGGAAGGACGUGAAAAAAUGUGGCAUUCAAAAGGUUUCCUGUUACUAACAGAGAAAUAAAAGACAGUCAGUGAGAUAUUGUAAAGGACCUUGUAAGCUCACAAAAAACCACAUUUGGCACAAGGAAAUAAAGGACUGAGUUUGGAAGGUUCAUACCACAAAUCAGUAGCACUACAGUACAGUCAGUGAAAAUGAAUGAGCACUGCUCCAGUCUCACCAUCCUAAGAGCACAGGAGGAUUUCCUACGGUGAGGAACAUACUGUGCUUUUCAAUAAUUCCCAACUCUUCCUGCCUUUCCCCAGCAGCUGCCCUUAUCACCUUCUGGAGGAAAACAGAACCUUUAAUAAUAAUCCCAGCCCAAUGUUUGCACACUUUAGGCAGUUAGUGAUAAAGGCCUGUCUUUCAAGGCUGUUUCUAACUUACUCUGAGGCCCAGUAAAGGUCAAAGGUAUGCUUAGCAUAAGUCAGUAAUGACUUAGAGAUAAGAAACUUAAAGAACAUCUCACAACAUAUACAGCUGAUCUAGAAGACACCACACAAAACUGGAGCUACUGCUAAAGGGAGAAAACUUCUCCUAGACCAAUGCAAUCUUUAUUUGACAGUUUCUUCAGUUUGUGGACAACUAAACCACAUUGAGAAAUAAGAGAUGCAAAGACUUGUUUCCUUCUUUCAGAUUAUGCUUUGUUUUACACAGCAUUAUGUGUUGCCCAAAAGACAAUGUAAGUGAUAAAUUUUGGUAAGUAAAAUGGCUUGAGGCAGUGUCAGAAGUUUGAAUAUAUUUAUUUCUUAAAAAUUUGUUUUGUAAUGGGCAGCAGAAAAAAGCCUAUGCAUAGGUUUUGAUUUCUAAUCUAGUAGUGCUUAACAACUUCAGGUGGAGAUUGUAUUUGGUAAUUCCUCCCGUGUUAACUCUUAUCCCUAACAGGGAUUUUGUAAGUUGAAAAAUCCUUCCCAUCUCUGUGAGACUUUGUGCUGCCUCCUGAAGGUGCAGUGGGUAUGUAACAUGGUGUAUGACCAGUGGUUUGGUAUUGGUGGGUUACAUUUGUGAGAGAGAGAGGACAGGUGAGGUGGUGGUGUGAAGAGCUUCAGCUAGGGAGAACCCCAAGAUACAUGAAGACCACAGGACAGGCUGUUUAAAAAAAAAAAAAAGUUAUUCUAAAUUCAUAUGUGCCUCAAACCAUUUAAUACUGACAGGAAAGUCCUACAAGCUUGUCAGGAGGCACAGCAGUGUUCUCCUAAGAUGCGUGUGUUGACACAAAAAUGGCCCAGCUCACUCAGAGAGAGGCACAUCCUCAGUGGGGGCCUGAGCUCUGACAGCUGGAAUUGUCCUGCACAUGUAUCCUCCAGAGGCACAUGAGAGAUGUGAGGGUCACAAAGGGUCACCGUGCCAUCGCCAGAGGCACACGAACAGUGUGACCUCAGAAACCCAGCUGUGCCUUUCCUCUUGGCAAAGAGGUUCCUUGGACCAACAAAUAGAUGAAAGUGAUGUUUUGGGUCAAAUGUGCCACUGACACCACACGUGCUGGGUGACUUUAUCCAGUCUGUGCAAAUGGUUACCACAAAAAAUGGCAAUUUCUAUUGCACCUUGCAGAAGGAAAAGAUCACAACUGGCACUGUUUGAAGGGUUAUGAGGUGAGACUUUUGUGGCCACUCAGGCAUAUCCAGGCAUUUCUAGACAUUUUGGCAAGGAGAGCAGGGCCAAUGGUUUCUCUGUCUACAAGCCAGGCAUUAACCAUGCCUUCAAGAGUUCACAAAGCUUAACAAACCAAAGUCCAAGCUGCAACACAGAAUUCCUGUUGUCAGGGAACAUUGUACAAAUCCCUUGGGUGGCUUAAUCACUGAAGGGGAUAUAUACAGAAAAUGUGCAGGAGGGUAUUUGUGCCCAGUGAAUCCCUCUGAGCAGACAGGUGGGUGGUGUGUGCUUUAUCAGAGCUGCUCCUGCUCAGGAAGACAACAGCCUGAGAUUAUUUCAUCUCCCAGAAUCACUCCAGAUGUAGAAGCUUCAGAAAUUACCCUGCCACCUAACUGUGCUUAAUAGUUCUCAUCUCCUUUAAGGCAAUGGGAGAAAAAAACAAACCAAAACUGCUAAGAUGCAACACACAUCUCUUCUGCAUGUGCA
Molecule: messenger RNA, 5141 nt
Organism: Oenanthe melanoleuca
Lineage: Eukaryota; Metazoa; Chordata; Aves; Passeriformes; Muscicapidae
Gene: SLC22A3
Product: solute carrier family 22 member 3
Exons: 11
Coding region: 278-1918 (546 amino acids)
Biological process (GO): transmembrane transport
Cellular component (GO): membrane
Molecular function (GO): transmembrane transporter activity
Source: RefSeq, a predicted model, not a curated record